CGUCAUGCGUCAUUUUCCGUUUUUCUCUUGUAAACACGUGCAAGUAGCUGCCUGUGUACCUUUUAAUCGCAACGCAGAAAAUUUAACCAGAGCAUCCUCACAAUGGCUAAAAGCCUCCGGAGCAAAUGGAAGCGAAAGAUGCGGGCGGAAAAGAGGAAGAAAAAUGCUCCCAAGGAGCUGGCUCGUCUCAAGCAAGCUCUGAGUCUGGACAAGAAAGGAGAAGCUGACAUGACCGACUUGCAGGAGAUCGCCACAGUGGUGCAAGCUGACAAGAUAAAGAAGAAGACAGAUGUUGACAUGGAGGAAGAGGAUGUUGAUGAUGGGAAGAUGGACCUAGAUAAGAAGCGCAACAAGAAAACUCUUUUGGAUGAACAUGGACAGUAUCCUGCAUGGAUGAGCCAACGGCAGGCUAAAAAGUUAAAAGGCAAACGGAUGGCACAGAAAAGUGGCAAGGGCAAAAAGAAGAAGGGCAUUGCCUGGUAAAACAGAGUAAACCAAAACGGUGGCGGAAGCUUUGUUUCAAAGACUUUGGAUACAGAAAAGAUGCAUCAAGUUUCUACUGUUGAACCGUUUUCAGUGUUGCUCCACAAAACCUGAAAUUGUCUAAAGAUUCACAGCAGAAAACAUUUUGUUCAACUGGAACAGCAGCUACAUUUUGAUUUGACCAAGUCUUAUGAACACAAGACUUGUGUAAGAUGUGCCUAGAGUGGUUUAGAGAGAAAUAGAAAUCUUCAUUCCCUGAUUAACAGUUAUUUCCACUUUUGUUCUGUUCACCUUUCAGAGCUGUCAUAGCAGAUGUCUGCACACCUGUUUAAGCUAAAUCUGUCACAUCAUGUUAAUAGUUUGCUUGAAAUCAGUCAAAUAGAAAUAAAAACAGCUGUCAUACAAA
Melanotaenia boesemani (Boeseman's rainbowfish) is the source of this 889-nucleotide messenger RNA. RefSeq names its product LLP homolog, long-term synaptic facilitation factor (gene llph). Gene Ontology annotation, biological process: dendrite extension. Gene Ontology annotation, molecular function: RNA binding. The record is from RefSeq and is a predicted model, not a curated record. Bases 103 to 483 code for a protein of 126 amino acids. Gene Ontology annotation, cellular component: nucleolus. NCBI's taxonomy places the organism in Eukaryota, Metazoa, Chordata, Actinopteri, Atheriniformes, Melanotaeniidae. The transcript is spliced from 3 exons.